UCAGAGGUAGAGGGAGAAGUGGAGUCGCUUCUCCAGACCUCGUUUCCUCUGGGGUUUCCUUCAAAUGCAAAGUUUUGAUAAUGAACAAUUAUUGAAUUGUUUUUUUAUUAUGCGCAUUAGUGCGUCAGUGGCGCAGAGCUCUGUUUUUUCCAGUCUAAAGGAUGACUUUGGUGCGCCUUUAGAGCGCUUUCUGAUGAAUGACGAUGACGUGGACUGAGCGGACCUUAAGGAGAACAGGAACCGCACCUCCGUCACCUGCAGCCGCACCGAUCAGCGCAGCCAAGAGGAGCCUUUCCAAACUCAGCCGCAAACACAGCAAUGGCUCUGUCCAAUCCAGAGCGUCAGUUGGCACUGCCAUAUCUGCAGAGGGUGUGGGCUUCAGGCAACCAGCCAAGAGCAGAAUCCGCCGACAUCAACACCGCCUUUCCUCUGUGUUUACCCGUGGUGUGCUCUCGGCUCGUGGGGACACGACGACAACUGGAGAAGAACCAUCGGUAACAGACGAUCCCUCUGAGCUGUCAAGUCACAUAACAGCACCAGGUAUCCUGAAGGUUUUUGGCACGGAGAUCUGCGAAGGUGCCAACUAUAAAAGUGUCCUGGCAACAACCCAUUCCAGUGCCAAAGAACUGGUGAAAGAAGCACUUGAGAGAUACUCUCUGAACAAGGCCGAUGCCGAUGCCUAUGUCCUGUGUGAUGUGAUCGGCUGCAUCAGGGAGCGAGAAUGGAGGAGCGAGUGUGUGCGUGUGGUGGGAGACAACGAGCGUCCGCUGCUCCUGCAGUCACUUUGGAAGCCCAAAGAAGGCUACGCUCGGCGCUUUGAAAUUCAAAGCAGAGUCAGUGCCGAAGAGAAGAUCUCCAGAGACAAAGAUACAGUGACUGCAGGGAUCAACGCUCAAGCUCGUAAACUGCAGAAGACGCGCUCACGGGGCAGAUCGGUGGUGUUUGGGGGGAGUGGGCAUGGCAUCCUCACAGACAUCGGCCUGAGCCUGUGUAGGAGUCUCAGUGAAGCAGAUCUCAGGUCCUCCCCUGAGCCCCAGCAAAGCCUUAAGAGCCAAUCAGGCGGGGAAGACCCUAAGGCUUACAAAGAGCUUCCCUGUGAGUCUGGCAGAAAAGAAGAGCUGGGGAGCAGCGAUGACAACUGCACACAGUAUUCCAUUCAUCCGCCCGUGCACUUCCCUUACUUCCUGCUACUUCAGGGCUACAGUUACAGACAGGACUUCAUCAUCUACUCUCUAAAUAGAAACUGCACAGUUUUUGGCUGCAAUUCUGAAGCAGUUAAAGAGCAGCCUGCUGUGGAUGUGACUCUUUGGGCUCCUGAUAUCCAGCCACAGCACUGCUGCAUUCAGAGACUCCAGGUCACGACUUCUGACCCUCAACAAGAUGGCAGGAAAAGACCAGGAGUCACCAUCCUGAAGCCCUUCCAUGGAGCUCUGGUCAAGAGGAACGGAGCUGUCGUCAACCAAGAGGUGGAGCUUCAUUCGGGGGACGUCAUAGGCUUGGGCGAGGCUUACCUCUUCAUGUUUAAGGAUCCCAACACAGACAUUUUGGGAAACUCUCCUACUGGAUCUCUUUCAGUGCUGCCUGACUCACCAGAACCACAUCCUCCAACAUCAUUUCCUCUUUAUCAGACACUUAUGCUGUCUACAUCCAAGGGCUCAGGAACACCCUGUGCUCCAGAAAGCACCUUGCCCUGUCUGAGGGACACGAACGGACAAGAGCUUGUUCUCUAUUUUGAUGUGGAGCACAAAGCACAGGUCCUGGAGGAGAUAUUUAAACAGUUCAGAGACCGUGAAGACCUGCACAAACUCACCCCAUCUUUCCUGAUGUGUUUAUGCCUCCAGCAAUCAGCCACACACUUUCCUAUGACAGACCUGCGACAACUACUGCUACAUUUAGCCAGUGAGGUUCAAGUAACUGUAUUGGAAAGGGCCAAGGAGCUUGCAGAUAUUCACUCUCAAAUGGAAAACAUUGACCAAGUGGAGCUUCAACCAGAGAACCUUCUGAGAAGCCUGCAGCCGCUUGUCCUUUGGAUGGCCAACUCUAUCGAGCUCCUUCAUUUUAUCCAUCAAUCAGUCCCUUCCUUGUUGCAUGGGAUUUCACGAAUGGAGGAGGAAGAGGAAGAAGAUUGCAUGGCUGUGUUGGAGCUGCGUUUGUCUACAGUGCGUCCUGCCUGCGAGGAGGCCAUGACGGUCCUGGAGGAGGUCAUUAUGUUUACUUUCCAGCAGUCUGUCUAUUACCUCACCAAGCUCCUGUACCCAGUCCUCCCCAGCCUGUUAGACACUAACCCCUUUUCGGGGAAUGGCCAAGUUCAGAUCUCUAAUGAAGUUGCUGGUGUGUUGGAUAUCUUUAAGAAGACACUGAAUCUCAUGAAAGACUACCGUGUACACCCAAAGAUUUCCAGGCAGCUCUUCACAUACCUCUUCUUCUUUAUCAACGCCUUCCUUUUCAACCUGCUCAUGGAGAGAGGAUCAGGGGGGAGCUUUUAUCACUGGUCCUGUGGAGUUCAGAUUCGUGCAAAUUUGGAUGUGCUGAUAGACUGGGCUUACACAGCAGGCCUCGGAGAACUGGCACAAAAUCACCUCCACAAACUCUCCUCUGCUGUCAAUCUGCUGGCCACCACUCGAGAACAUCUGCUGCAGGCAUCCUGGGGUUCUUUGAGGACAGAGUUUUCCUCACUUCGCCCUGCUCAGCUUCACCAUGUGCUGAGGGAGUACAACCUACACCGGCCCUGCCCCUCUGCAUGGACGCCCUGCAGUGCAGACGCCGACGCUGCAUGCCAAACUGGUGAUAUUCUGGAGAACUUUGACGAACACCCGCCUCUCGUCCUGCCCAACGAUGGUUUUCAGCUGAACUUAAAAAAGCCUAUUGAAGAUAUAAGCCUCAUUAGAGAACUCGUGCAGCUUCAGGCAGUCAUCAAGACAUUUAAUGUUGGUACAUCGACUACACAGUGUGCUCAGUGUGAAUUUCCCGAACUCCUGGAAGCCAAAUGUACCAAAACAAAGGUUCUUCCAAAAGCCCUAAUGGAACAAGGACACGCCCCAUUGAUGCUGCCUAAGAACUGCGAUUCUUCCACUUGUUCUUCAGUAUCAGGAGACGAGGGAACCUGUGAAGUUCUACUAACCCCAAAAGUAAAAGCUCUGGAGCUACAGGACAGAGAGGUGAACCACAAUGGAGGAGCGAAGCGCUCAAUGCGUAAAAGCUCGUGCUUGCUCACGCCACCGAACACACCACUGAGCUCAGAGCGGAUGAAACCAGAAACCGAACACCAACAUAUGAAAAUCCACCAUCACACUUGUCAGUGCUGUGAUAGAACAAAGCAAGAAAAAGGUGGAUGUGGAAGACACAAUGAAGCCGGCGAUGAUGAAGUGUUUAUGGUGAAGCUGCUGAAGGGCCCUGAAGGACUAGGACUGUCUCUAGUGGAUGGCGUGGAAACUCCAAUGAAGACGAAUGGGAUUUAUGUUAAAUCUGUGAUCCCAGGGUCUCCAGCAGCUCUAAAUCAGAGGCUGAGGCCAGGCGAUCGUCUUCUGGCGAUCAAUGGCGACGGAUUGGUCGGCUUGGACUACCACACUGGCAGGGAUCUCAUCCAGAAGGCAGGAGACCUAGCACAGUUGCUAGUUGCCCGGACUGUAAGAACUCAGGAAGACCUGACACACCAGUGCACUUUGACACAGUUCUGGGAAAAUGCAAAGAUUUGAUUCAUCGUUUUAAGCCAUUUUUUUUUUUUACAAUGUUUAUUACAUAACUGUUCUUUUUCUAUCAUUUUUACAUCAAUUUCUGUGAUCUUUUUGUUUCACAUAUUCGUGGCAAAAAUGCUUUUGUAAUUGAUCAUUGUGCUUAAAAACACAUUUCAUUUGGAAACAAAAAUUAAAACAGUAAACUGGCAUGAAA
Messenger RNA from Silurus meridionalis, 3888 nucleotides. It is a transcript of the gene radil2b, whose product is annotated as ras-associating and dilute domain-containing protein. Bases 198 to 3695 code for a protein of 1165 amino acids. Gene Ontology annotation, cellular component: microtubule. Gene Ontology annotation, biological process: substrate adhesion-dependent cell spreading; signal transduction; neural crest cell migration. The transcript is spliced from 16 exons. Lineage: Eukaryota; Metazoa; Chordata; Actinopteri; Siluriformes; Siluridae. Gene Ontology annotation, molecular function: GTPase binding. The record is from RefSeq and is a predicted model, not a curated record.